AUGGCCAUCACGAACGGCAAUGGAACCAACGGUACACACGCGCCACGUGCGCACCCUGGACUUUGGAUCAUGGGCCUAGGUCACCAGUAUGGGGCUUAUCUUUGUGGACCUGAACGGCUGGAAGAGCUGGCCACGCGCUUCUACGACGUCGAAGCACCUGGGCUCAAGAAGUUGCUGCAAGUCAACCGAACUUCCGGCAUCGACCAGCGACCGAGUGUCCAGGACAUGAGCUCGAGUCCCCUCCUACAUCGUCCUGAAAUGCCGACAAUCACUGAUCUGAAUGCGAUUUGGUACAAGGCGGGCGUCGAUCUGUGUGCGCGAGCCUGUCGCAAGGCGCUGAAGGAAUGGGGUGGUGACUUGUCCGAGAUCACUCAUGUCGUCGCUUGCACCACGACUUGCUAUGGCAACCCGGGCGUCGACUUGAUUGUGGCAAACAGACUUGGUCUCGGGCCCGAGGUACAACGCGUACUCCUCGCUGGUGUGGGAUGCGCGGGCGGCCUGUCCAUCAUGCGCAAUGCUGCUCAGGUCGCCCUCGCCGCAACAGCACAGCACAAACCAGCGCGGAUCCUAGCUUUUGCGUGCGAGCUGUGCACCACCAAUGCGAGGCAAGAACUGGCUGAUGCUGAGGCCAGCACAAGCCCAGAGGAUAUCAGCAUCGCGGCAGCUCUCUUCUCGGACGGUGCGGGUGCAUUUGUACUGUGCAACGAUGCUGGACUUCCAGAAAGCGGACGAGGCCCUAUCUUCCAGCUCAUGGAUUGGGACAAUGCGACCAUUCCAGACUCAAUGCAGGAGAUGGGCUGGGACCUUGUUCCGUCGGGCUAUCGGAUCACCCUGACACGCACGGUGGCGACGGCGGCAGCCGCGGCGGUGAAACCCAUGUUUUCGAAGAUGCUGCCUGCGUUUCGCGACAGAGUCAGGCUCUCGGAUGCGACAGCCGCCAACCUUGACUGGGCUCUGCAUCCCGGCGGCAAGGCCAUUAUCAGAGGGGUGCAGGAUUCGAUGGGCCUGACCGAGGAGCAGCUGUUUGCGACCAAGCACGUCUACAAGACGCGCGGAAACUCAUCGAGCCCCACGGUUUUGGUUGUUUUGGACACACUGAGGAAGGCUGAGGGAGGCAAGGAUGAUGUGGUGGCAGUGGCUUUUGGGCCGGGUAUGGCGAUAGAAAUGUCCUUUUUGCGGCGAUGCCACCCCGUGGAUGAUGAUUCGGACUAG
Messenger RNA from Fusarium vanettenii 77-13-4, 1212 nucleotides. RefSeq lists its product as uncharacterized. The transcript has 2 exons. Gene Ontology annotation, biological process: polyketide biosynthetic process. The record is from RefSeq and is a predicted model, not a curated record. Lineage: Eukaryota; Fungi; Ascomycota; Sordariomycetes; Hypocreales; Nectriaceae. Gene Ontology annotation, molecular function: acyltransferase activity, transferring groups other than amino-acyl groups. The coding region runs from base 1 to 1212 and encodes 403 amino acids.